GAGGCGGCGGCGGCGCCAUCUUGAGUGAGGGCAGCGCCUGAGGGGGGGAACUUUGGCCGCGCUGCCGCCGGCGGGGAAUGCUGAGGGUGGCCCCCCGGGCCCUGCUGUGCUGCCCCCCGAGACCCUCGAGAGCCCCCCAGAGCGCCAGCACCGCGGGCAGCCCCCCGGCCAUGGCAGCGCCCCCAGCCCCGGCGGUGUCCCCGGAGCCCCCGGGGGGGCUGGUGGCGGUGGCACAGGUGACAUCCACGGCGGACAAGGAGCACAACUGGCGGCAGUGCUCGGCGCUGGUGCGGCGCGCGGCGGCCGCGGGGGCCCGCGCCGUGUUCCUGCCCGAGGGCUUCGACUUCAUCGGGGACGGUCCCCAGCACAGCCUGGCGCUGGCAGAGCCACUGCACGGGGACAUCGUGGGGCGCUACCGCCAGCUGGCCAGGGAAUGUGACGUGUGGCUCUCCCUCGGGGGCUUCCACGAGCGUGGCCAGGACUGGGACAGCACCGGCCGGAUCUACAACUGUCACCUGCUGCUGGACAACUCGGGCGCGCUGCUGGCCGCGUACCGCAAGCUGCACCUGUUUGACGCGGCGCUGCCGGGGGCGCCGGCGCUGUGCGAGAGCUCCUUCACCAACCCCGGCCGGGAGCUGCUGCCCCCCAUCGACACCCCCGUGGGCAAGCUGGGGCUGGCUGUGUGCUAUGACCUGCGUUUCCCGGAGCUGGCCCAGGCCCUGCGUGGGGCCGGUGCCCAAAUCCUGACCUUCCCCUCGGCCUUCACCGUCCCCACCGGAGCCGCGCACUGGGAGGUGCUGCUGCGUGCCCGUGCCAUCGAGUGCCAGUGCUACGUGGUGGCCGCGGCUCAGACCGGCCGGCACAACGCCAGCCGGGCGUCCUUCGGCCACUCGCUGGUGGCCGAUCCCUGGGGCACCGUGGUGGCCCAGUGCCACGAGGGGCCGGGGCUGUGCCUGGCCCAGAUCGACCUGGGCUACCUGGAGCAGGUGCGCAGGGACCUGCCCGUGCACGGCCACCGCCGUGGGGACAUCUACGGGGCCCUGCCGGGGACACCGGGGACACCGGGGACGUGACGGCGCCGGGCUGGGGCCGAAUCUGCUCGGCUUGCACCAGAAUGGAAUGGCACAACAUGUCCCCCUUUCUCUUUUUGGGAGUCCCAAAUCUGCCCCUUUUGUCCCCAAAAUGGAAUGGCACAACGUGUCCCCCUUUCUCUUUUUGGGAGUCCCAAAUCUGCCCCUUUUGUCCCCAAAAUGCAAUGGCACAACGUGUCCUCCUUUCUCUUUUUGGGAGCCCCAAAUCUGCCCUUUUUGUCCCCAAAAUGGAAUGGCACAAUGUGUCCCCCUUUCUCUUUUUGGGAGUCAUAAAUCUGCAUCAAUUCAGCCCCAAAUCUGCCCUUUUUGUCCCCAAAAUGGAAUGGCACAACGUGUCCUCCUUUCUCUUUUUGGGAGCCCCAAAUCUGCCCCUUUUGUCCCCAAAGUGAAAUGGCACAAUGUGUCCUCCUUUUCUCUUUUUAGAGGUCCCAAAUGUGCUUGAAUUGAGCCCUAAAUCAGCCCCAAAUCUGCCCUUUUGUCCCCAGAAUGAAAUCACAAUGUGUCCUGCCUGCUCUCCUUUUGGGGUCCCCACUCUUUUUUGGGGUCCCGAUUCAGCCCCAAAUUUGCUCCAAAUCUGCAUCAAUUUAGCCCAAAAUUGAGCCUGAAUCUGCCCCAGAUCUGCUCUAAUUUACACCAAAUAUGCUCCAAAUCGACCUUUUUGUCCCCAACGUGAAACAGCACAACGUGUCCCCCUUCUUUUUUGGGGAGUCCCAAAUCUGCUCUGAAACUGCCCCAAAUCAACCCCAAAUGUGCUUUGAAUCAGCUCAGAAUGUGCCCCAAAAUCUGCCUCAAUUCAUUCCAAAAUCUGCCUCAAUUCAACCCCAAAUCUGCCCCAAUUCACCCCAAAUUUGCACUGAAUCAGCACUUUUGUCCCCAAAAGGGAUUUCUGCUUUUUUUUGGGGGGGGGGGUUCCCCCUUUUUUGGGGGCUUCUUGGGGGGAGAGAUUUCCUUCUAUUGAAAUUUGAAAAAUAUAAAGAUCCCAGGAAAUGACCCCAAAG
Molecule: messenger RNA, 2089 nt
Organism: Vidua chalybeata
Lineage: Eukaryota; Metazoa; Chordata; Aves; Passeriformes; Viduidae
Gene: NIT1
Product: nitrilase 1
Exons: 7
Coding region: 78-1073 (331 amino acids)
Molecular function (GO): hydrolase activity, acting on carbon-nitrogen (but not peptide) bonds, in linear amides
Source: RefSeq, a predicted model, not a curated record